Messenger RNA from Homalodisca vitripennis (glassy-winged sharpshooter), 745 nucleotides. RefSeq lists its product as uncharacterized. The transcript has 5 exons. Lineage: Eukaryota; Metazoa; Arthropoda; Insecta; Hemiptera; Cicadellidae. The record is from RefSeq and is a predicted model, not a curated record. Bases 87 to 698 code for a protein of 203 amino acids.
GCUGUUGUAAUCGUUGUCAGCUCAGAAAAGCGUAAUACUUGUGUCACACACAACGGGUGCAAAGCGUGUUGUUAAAGUAGCGAAUUAUGAGUGCGUACCGAUCAGAUCAGUGUGUGAUGUUGCGUGUGUGUGUUGUGUUGGUACUGGCGCUGGCCACGCUCUCUACCGCCUCUGAUGUUAACAUGGGCUUGUGUAACUGUAACAUCUCACCUGAUACCGACACCUGCUUCAGCGACAUCGCGCUGGAGAACAUUGGCAGAUGGGAGUGGAAAUGGAUUACGAAAACCAACAACACCAAGCACUGGGGAAUGGCUCACUCUAUAACCAGACCGACUGGCAUGAAGGAUGGGGAGUUCAGCUGUGUUGUCUACUACACAUCAAAGUUUGGUUAUUAUAAAAUCUACUCACAAUAUCUAAUCUACGACUUGGGAUACGGAAGAGCUUAUGGGAAAGCGUUUGGCUCGAACAUGGAUGUGGAAAUAUACGUCCUAAAGCAUGUACCUCAUAAAUAUGUCUGCCUUUACUUCUGCAGUCAUAAUGGAAAUGAUGUUAUUCUAGACUACCGCGUGGUGCUCACCCACAAGAACUGUCUUACGUCGGCGGAAUUAUUGGAAAUUGAGGCAAUUGAAAAGUAUUAUAACUUUGAUGGAGAGCUAAUGGAGCUUGAGACAGAUGAUUUAGGAAAAGCUUAUUUGUAGACACGAUAGACUUAUGGACAAAAACUAAUUAUACGAAUUGCAAAACA